AGUUUUGAUUUAUUUUUCGCGGAAUAUUAAAGUAGUUUUAAUUGCAUUAAAUAAAUCAAUAAAUCAAAUAAGAUGAAAUUGUUACUUCAGAAUUAGAAUAUUUUUCAAAAAUUGAAGAAUACCUUAAAUGGAUGCAUCAAAAAAUUUUAUGAUACAUAUUAAGAUUUAGAACAGAUGUAGAAGUUUGAAAUGAUUGUUGAGGACAAACUUCUUUUUAGAUAUUCUUGUAGUUAAUCAGAAAUGUUUUCAGCUCAAAUUUAAGCACACUAUUUAGAAAAAAGAGUACUCUAAUUAACUGAUGGUAAUGUUAAAUAUAUAGUUAAUUUUAGAGAUAAAGGGGUUUUAGAUAAAGCUAACUUUUUUGAUACUCCAAAUAAUAGCUUGGUUAUUAUAAGGCAGUGGAGCUAUGAGAUUUAUUACACUAAAAAUACUUUUUAAAUUAAUCUAGUGAUAGAUGAAAUGAGAUGCAUAGAUAUUAUUACCACUAUUUUUUAUUGCAAAUUAGAAUUAGAUUUUACAUAGGGGAUUAAAGGGAUUAGCAAGUCAUCUUCUUUUUCUAAUUAGAUUUAUGAGUAUUCAGCUCAAUAUUAUAAAGCAAUAUAGUUAUUAAAAAAACUAUUGAUCAACGACUCUUAUAUUUCAGAGCUUUAUAACUCAACUAAAUCAAAAUAAUAGCCAAGACUUUUUAUUUUUUAAUCAUUUAAGCCAAAAAUGAAUUUAGCCGAAUAAAACUUAAGUAGAUAAUUUGAAUAGUGUUAAUAAGAUGAUUUUGGUGAUGGUUGCUUAUUAUAAAUAGUUAACUAUACUCAUUAAAGCCUAAAGUAAAUAGAAAAUAAAAAUAAUAGUAAUUAAAUAGUGAAUGGUUAGAAUGAAAUAAGUAAAAAGAAAAGAGUUUUGAAAAGCAAUGAAGAUCUUUACAAAAUUUCUUUAUAAAAGUAAUUAAAAAUCUUUUAGGAAGAAGAAAUAGAAUUACAUUCUUAAUCCACUAUCAGGAAUUAAACAAAUUAAUAACUUGAAACUUUUGAAUCAGAUACAAGCAAAAGAAACAGUGAAAAAAUAUUACACUCAAUUAAUGAACUCAAUACUUCAAAACAAAAAGUUAAUUAAAUGAAUAGUAGUUAACACUAAAUAUAAAAAUUAGAAAACAAUAAUCUUAAUAAAAACAUUUUAAACUAAAUAAAUGAGAAUGAUAUUAAAAAUGAAUUAGAAGAGAGAUAAUAGUAACAUCUAACAUAAUCAUUCAAUAGCAAAGCUCAAUUAAAAAAAAUAAUUACAUUAAAAAAAAAUUAAGAUAUUUUAUUAUUUAAGCCUCAGGAAUAAGAGGGUUCUAAAAAAUAUUGA
This is a messenger RNA of Tetrahymena thermophila SB210, 1341 nucleotides long. Its product is annotated as telomerase-associated protein. The transcript has a single exon. The record is from RefSeq and is a predicted model, not a curated record. NCBI's taxonomy places the organism in Eukaryota, Ciliophora, Oligohymenophorea, Hymenostomatida, Tetrahymenidae.